Molecule: messenger RNA, 381 nt
Organism: Ascoidea rubescens DSM 1968
Lineage: Eukaryota; Fungi; Ascomycota; Saccharomycetes; Ascoideales; Ascoideaceae
Exons: 1
Source: RefSeq, a predicted model, not a curated record
AACAGAAGGCCCCACAACCGAUAUGAAGCCAAACGACAACAAAUUCAAAGCUCAUUAACAACGAAGGCCAGACUUAAAAAACAGUACUUCAAACUAUUGGAGAAGGAAGGAUUAAAGGUACCAGAGAGAAAGAAAGAUGUGUUUUCAAACAACAAGAGCUUAAAUAGUGGCAAGGAAAAAACAAAAGGGACGAAAAACAUGCAGCAGGAGAAGCAGCGGGAGAAGCUGGAGCAGCAGCAGCAGCAGCAGAAGGAGAAGCAGCAUCAAAGAAAAGCCAGAGCAGAGACUCGCAGAAAAAACAAGAAGGCUGUUGGAAAGAAGACGUCUCGGGGACAGCCGUUGAUGGCUCCCAGAAUCAGCUGUCUCUUGGAGAAGAUAGAG